AUGGCCCCAUAUGAAGCCUUGUAUGGACAACGAUGUCGAUCUCCAAUCCAUUGGGAGGAAGUAGGAGAAAGAAAGAUUAUAGAUCCGGCUACAAUACCAUGGGUUGAGAAAGCCUACGAGAAGGUAAAGGUGAUCCGCCAGAGACUUCAAACAACCCAAAGCCGACAGAAAAGUUAUGCCGAUCAUCGGAGAAAGGAUUUGGAAUUUGAGAUAGGGGAUAAAGUGUUUCUUCGGAUUUACCCCAUUGAAGGGAAAGAUCAGAGCAGGAAAAGGGAAAAAGUUGCAACCACGAUAUAUAGAACCUUUCAAUAUCCGACUCACAUUUUGCCACCUGAAGAUGUUGAACUUGACGAGUCCUCAACCUAUGAGGAACGACCUAUUCAAAUACUGGAUCGGAAGGUGAAGGAUCUGAGAAAUAAGCAGAUUCCUUUGGUAAAGGUUCUAUGGAAAUUAAAAGCAACAAUCGAUGAAAUAACCACAAGUGCAUUGGUUAAUGAGUUCAGUGGCUAA
Molecule: messenger RNA, 510 nt
Organism: Coffea arabica (coffee)
Lineage: Eukaryota; Viridiplantae; Streptophyta; Magnoliopsida; Gentianales; Rubiaceae
Source: RefSeq, a predicted model, not a curated record